Messenger RNA from Sinocyclocheilus grahami, 1130 nucleotides. Its product is annotated as hepatocyte nuclear factor 4-beta-like. Gene Ontology annotation, biological process: regulation of DNA-templated transcription. NCBI's taxonomy places the organism in Eukaryota, Metazoa, Chordata, Actinopteri, Cypriniformes, Cyprinidae. The transcript has 7 exons. The record is from RefSeq and is a predicted model, not a curated record. The coding region runs from base 171 to 881 and encodes 236 amino acids. Gene Ontology annotation, molecular function: DNA-binding transcription factor activity; zinc ion binding; RNA polymerase II cis-regulatory region sequence-specific DNA binding.
GCAUAAGAGACUUCUGUCAAAAGUAUUUAAAAAACGGGUAGUAUCUAUAAUGUCAAUUUGAUGCUACAGAUGUCAAAUUCUGUUUUGUCCAUUAUUUUUCCAAUGAAGAGCCACUAAUUCCAGGACAUGUGCCUAUAUCAGUACCAGUGGCUGCGCCGCAGCUGAGCAGCAUGAAUCUCUGUGCUAUCUGCGCAGACAGAGCUACAGGGAAACACUACGGUGCAUCCAGCUGCGAUGGCUGCAAGGGCUUCUUCAGGAGGAGUGUGCGCAAGAACCAUGCCUACACAUGCAGGUUCAGCAGGCAGUGUGUGGUGGACAAAGACAAAAGAAACCAAUGUCGAUACUGCAGACUUCGAAAGUGCUUCAGAGCCGGCAUGAGGAAAGAAGCUGUUCAGAAUGAGCGUGACCGUAUCAGCUGUCGUAGAGAAGGUCAAGGCGCCAGGACUCUCACCAUUGAUGUGCUGAUGCAGGCAGAGGCUUACAUUCAUCAGAACCAGAAUCCCAUGAGGGACAUCAACACCAAGAAGCUAGCCGGCGUUGGAGAUGUGUGUGAAUCCAUGAAACAGCAGCUACUCCUCCUAGUGGAAUGGGCGAAGCGCAUCCCUGAGUUCUGUGUGCUCUCGGUGGAUGACAGGGUGGCACUGUUAAGAGCUCACUCCGCUGAGCACCUCAUCUUAGGGGUGGCACGACGUUCACUUCCCUACAAUGGCAUCAUCCUGCUGGGAAACGACUUCAUCAUUCCUGUUCGAGGCACCGAGGAGGAGAUGUCCAAGGUAGCCACUCGUAUCCUGGAAGAGCUGGUGAGACCCCUGAAAGAGCUGAACAUCACAGACACUGAAUUUGUCUGUCUCAAAACCAUCGUCUUCUUCGCCCCAGGUUAGUCAGGGAUCAUUGCUGUGUUCCCAGUCAAACACUCUGUCUGUGCCAGGAGCGUCUGCACUUGUUCCUGGCACUCUUUGCUUGUACUGUCUCUCUUGGUUUCAUGAUGUUUUAUGGGGAUCUAUUAAUAUCUGGGGCGUGCUGGUGAGGAUUGUUGAGUUAUAGACUUUCCUGCCUGUUGGCCUGGAGGUCUGAUUAUAAGAGUGGAGCCAGGUUGGUCAGUAAGAUUUGCUUUGUUUAAUUUAUUUUGG